AUGGUCAACAUUGAGAUCUACUGGUACAUUCAUAGCCAUAUUGUGGUACCAUUCACAGCUCUGCAACAUUUUAACUAUGCCAGUUUCUGGACCUAUGCAAAAGUCGACUUGGAUGGCCUGCAGUCUUUUAUUUACAGGGAAUACUGUCAGCGCUUAUAUUUCUUACUUACCAUUUCUUUUGCACUGAUAAUCCGGCUAAACAUAAGUCAGUCUUAUUGCACCAAAGUUGAUGCCGUAUAG
Messenger RNA from Cylicocyclus nassatus, 240 nucleotides. The record is from the annotation of a GenBank genome assembly. Lineage: Eukaryota; Metazoa; Nematoda; Chromadorea; Rhabditida; Strongylidae.